CGCUGCGCUUGCGCUGUGUGAAUCCAGAAGGCAAAGACCAGAGAGUGAAUCGCAUUAUCGUUUUUUUGAUGGCAAGGGCCACUGAACGUUCAUAAUAAUAAAACAAGUGAAGAGGUUUUGUAUCAAUCUCGUUUUGGUUCGAGCAAAUGGAGAAGGUAGGUACCGCGUCAUGGUUUUCGAAGCUGUGAAUCAAUGCGGAAAAAAAAUUAACAUUAGUGGCUACGAGCAAAGGUAGCUGGCAAUCAUUGGCACGCUAUUGGGAACACAUCAGUAAUGACAGCUGUUCACUUGUGGCAAUAAUACACAGCUGUAACGUUAGCAUAUUUUAGAAAGACAUUGCCACUCAGACAGCGUGCCGGCUUUUAAAAAUCUGGAUACGGUCUAUAGGGUUUUCAUAGCCUAUGUAUUAAAAUUAGAAGGUUAUGUAUUUGUUAUCGGGAUAGCCUGCUAAGUACUCGAACGAUACACAUGCGCAUUAUAGUUGACAUUAAUAUAGAGCCUAUGAUAUUCAAAUAAAGGGCUCUCCUUAGGUUUUCAUGCGAUUAAAGGUUAAAUGGAUUGCCUUGUAAUAUUAAGCAAUUGACAGCAAAUAAGAAAAUUAUAACAUAAGGAUAUUGUCAUCUUCCCAAAGCCAUUUAAUGUCAUUAUUUCAGCUCGUCUCUACAGAUCUAAUGUGCGCUUUUAUUAUUAUGUAUUGCUUCGUUUCAAAUGAAGUGUAGGCUACACAUGUAUUGGAAUAAGACAACUGUGUGAAGAGCACAGCAUGUUUUUAUGACGGGACGCCACACGGAAGACGCCGAGCCUCUUGUCUUUUUUUUUUUUUUGUGUGUGUGUGGGGAAUCGUUGGAGUGGUUCGAUUCCCUGAAUAACAGCUUGGAUGUAAAGGGGACAUUACAGUAAGACAUUCCGAAGAUGCCCAAGAGGUGGACCACAGCAACGCCAUGCAGCUAUCUCCCGGUCGUCUUGUUGGUGCUCGUUCUGCCCAGAUGUAUACUGUCGAUCCGUGCCGACAAAACCAUCAGCAAGGAAGACCACGUUAGUGCUACGGUCAAUGCCACCGUACUUGACUCAAAAGGCAAUCCCAAACAAAUUCUUACCAAGGACGAUGGCAUGUACGGACAGAAUUCACCGAAAGUGGACGCGAAAGGAAUCGUGAUUGGACCUGCACCGAAUCAUGGAGUGGUGGACCGCCAGGGCUGCGACCCCCACACUCGCUUCGUGGUGCCUCCCCGGACGGGGCACUGGGUGGCCCUGUUGCAGCGCGGCAACUGCACCUUCAAGGAAAAGAUCCUCAAGGCCUCGGCCUUCAACGCCUCCGCCGUGCUCAUCUACAACAACAACUCCAAGGAGGACACCGUCAAGAUGGGCCACGAAGGUACUGGCGACACGGUGGCAGUGAUGAUCACCGAGUCUUACGGCAAGGAGAUCCUGGGUCUGCUGGAGAGGAACCUGACGGUGCUGGUGAGUGUGGUGGUGGGCCAACACGGCCAGGCCAAGAACAUCAACCGUGGCUCCCUGGUCUUCGUCUCCAUCUCCUUCAUCGUACUCAUGAUCAUCUCCUCUGCCUGGCUCAUCUUCUACUUCAUCCAGAAGAUCCGCUUUACGAACGCACGUGACCGCAGCCAGGUAGGACAUAGACGUCGACUUGGAGAUGCUGCUAAGAAAGCCAUAGGGAAGCUGACAACCAGGACCGUGAAGAAAGGGGACAAGGAAACAGACCCGGACUUCAACCACUGCGCCGUGUGCAUCGAGGGAUACCAGCUCAACGACGUGGUCCGCAUCCUGCCCUGCAAACCAGUCCAGAUCAGAUAUCAGAAAUGCAAACGGGCCGUCUACCAUUUAAUGCUCUCCAUCCAUCCUGCUUAUCCAGUCUCUGUCGAAGAGGAGCAAUCAGAGGGGCUGGGAGAAGGGGAAGUGAAGAACACAGGUCCUUCCUAUGAGGCAAAAAGGGCAAGACUUCAUAUACAGUAUGUCCUCGUCCUCACAGAAGGUGUGGACGUGCUGAUAGUCAGGCAUCGACUAUCGCUAGCAUUAAAGGAAGUUGAAAGUUUCUGAGCAGGGCUCUCCAGACUGCCUUCCCUCCAGGACAUCUACAGCACCUGGUGUCACACGAAAGGCCAAUAAGAUCAUCAAGGACCACAGCCACCUGAGCCAUGGCCUGUUUACCCCACUACCAUCUAGAAGGCAGAGACCGUACAGGUUCAUCAAAGCUGAGACCGAGAGACUGAUAACCAGGCCAUCAGACUGUUAAACAGUCAUCACUACCACCCUGUACUCCACUGUUUCACCCACUUUACAUGUAUAUACUGUAUUCUAGUCAAUGCUCAUCCUAUAUAACUACUGCUGUACACACCUUUUCUAAUCACAUAUUGUCCAUAAUGUCUAUACACACUAUCAAAUACAGAUAGACCUGUAUUCCAGACCCUGACAUUGCUCGUUCUGAUAUUUCUUCAUUUGAAUUUAUUUUGUAUUGUUUGUUAUUACUGCACUGUAACAGCUAGAAACAUAAGCAUUUUGUUGCAUCUGCGAUAACUUAAGCGUAAUAUGUGUACGCGACCAAUAAAAUGAUUUGAUUUAACAUCGUUGCAACUGAUUUUAAAGUGUUUUUUUUGCCUCAGGCCUCACUCAACCUGCUAUUAUUUAAUUAGGUGAAUGCAAUGCAAUGCACAAUAAUCAUUAUCUCUGAACUACUGCAUGUAACGGCCGUUAGUGGAAGAAGGUGAGGACCAAGGUGCAGCGUGGUACGUGUUCAUAUUGUUUAUUUGAAACUGAACACUAAAAUGCAAAACAACAGAGAACAACCGAAACAGUUUUAUCUGGUGCAGACACAAACACAGAAAGCAACUACCCACAACCCAUAGUGGGAAAACAGGUUGCCUAAGUGUGGUUCUCAAUCAGAGACCACGUUUGACAGCUGCCUCUGAUUGGGAACCAUACCAGGCCAAACACCUAGAAACCAAAACAAUGCCCACCCCAACUCACGCCCUGACCAAACUAAAAUAGAGACAUAAAAAGGAACUAAGGUCAGGACAUGACACUAUAUACAUAAGUGUCAGUUAGUCUAACUAAAGAGCUAAUUUCUGUUUGCAAUCCAUAGGUAGGUUAAUUACAAAUUUGGAGUAACCUGUGCAGUUGACUGGUCAUGUUAGUAGUACCAAAAUGUACCUUUUUGAUUUGUGCCCUUCAUCACGUAUGUGGUUUUAGGGCACACUGCAAUGCUACCAAGAUGGAUAACUACUUUUUAUUGGCAACCUUGUAGUGUUUCGUAGAGGAGCGGGAAACACUUAAUGAGA
This is a messenger RNA of Oncorhynchus gorbuscha (pink salmon), 3293 nucleotides long. RefSeq names its product E3 ubiquitin-protein ligase RNF130-like. The record is from RefSeq and is a predicted model, not a curated record. Bases 913 to 2055 code for a protein of 380 amino acids. Lineage: Eukaryota; Metazoa; Chordata; Actinopteri; Salmoniformes; Salmonidae. The transcript has 6 exons.